AUGCUUUUCCCCUCUCUUGCUCUCGCGGCCUUCUCGUUAGGCGUGACGGCCAAAAGUCACGCUGACUCGCCUGCUCACUAUGACUUUGUCAUCGUCGGUGGAGGCACCAGUGGUUUGGUUGUCGCCAAUAGGCUCUCAGAACUGAGCGAUGUCACCGUGGCUGUCAUCGAGGCUGGAGAAUCAGCAUUGAACAACUUCAAUGUGUCUAAUGUCAUGGGCUACAGCACGGCAUUCGGGACGGAGGUCGACUGGGCCUACCAAACCGAGAACCAGACAUAUGCAGGUGGUCUGCAGCAGACCAUCCGUGCUGGAAAGGCACUUGGUGGCACGAGCACAAUCAAUGGAAUGUCCUAUACUCGUGCCGAAGACGUGCAAAUUGACAAUUGGGAAGUUCUCGGCAACGACGGCUGGAAUUGGAAGAAUCUAUUCCAAUAUUAUAAAAAGUCGGAAGGCUUCCAGGUGCCCACCAAGGACCAAAUCGCCCACGGUGCCAGCUAUAACGCCAGCUAUCAUGGUCUGAACGGCCCUCUGAAGGUCGGCUGGCCUAACUCCAUGACCAACAGCAGCGUCUUUCCCGUCCUUGAACAAACCUUUGAGAAAUUGGGCGUCCAGUACAACCCCGACUCGGAAGGCGGCAAGAUGGUUGGAUUUACGGUUCACCCCGACACUCUGGACCGGGAGAUGAAUGUUCGCGAAGAUGCUGCCAGGGCUUACUACUGGCCGUAUGAAGCUCGCUCGAACCUCAAGAUUAUUUCCAAUACUCGUGCGAACAAGGUCAUCUGGGCCAACACCACCCAGGGAGAGGCUGUUGCCGUCGGCAUCGAGGUUACUAAUGCCUAUGGCACGGAAACCAUUUACGCUGACAAGGAGGUCAUUUUGUCGGCUGGCGCCCUUCGAUCCCCUGCCAUUCUCGAGCUGUCCGGUAUCGGAAACCCCGAUGUCCUCAACAAGCACAAUAUUCCCGUCAAGGUUAACAUCACCACCGUCGGUGAGAACCUACAGGAUCAGACCAACAACGCCCUUUCCUGGGAAGGUGUCGACACCCUCACCGGCUUAGCAACCUUCUCCGUCCUGCCAUCUGUGAAUCAGCUCUACGGCGAUAAUGUCACUGCCUUGGCUUCCUACGUCAAGUCCCAGCUUGCUAGUUAUGCUAAGACUGUCGCUAGCGCCUCGAAUGGCGCUGUCAAGGAAGCCAAUCUCGUGGAGGCUUUUGAGCGCCAGUACGAUCUGAUUUUCAACUCCCAGGUCCCCUAUACGGAGGUGGUCUUCGCCCCCAGCGGGAACUCGUUCGCCGUUGAAUACUGGCCUCUCCUCCCCUUCUCCCGCGGCAGCGUCCACAUUCAAUCGGCGAACGCCUCCGACUAUCCUGCCAUCAACCCCAACUACUUCAUGUUCGACCAAGACGCUGAGGCUCAGGUCACAGUGGCACAAUAUAUUCGAAAGGCAUUGGGCACGGCGCCCCUAAACAGCCUUGUCGGCGAGGAAGUUUCUCCCGGCCUCGACGUGCUUCCUGCUAGUGCAUCCAGCGCCACUUGGACCAAGUGGGUUAAGGAAAACUACCGAACCAACUACCACCCCGUUGGCACCACCAGCAUGCUUCCCCGCGAGAAGGGUGGUGUUGUCAGCCCCGAACUCAAGGUCUAUGGUACCAAGAAUGUUCGUGUGGUUGAUGCUUCAGUCCUGCCAUUCCAGCUUUGCGGUCACUUGACCAGCACGCUGUAUGCUGUAGCUGAGAGGGCUUCCGAUCUGAUCAAGGAAAGCUACUAG
Molecule: messenger RNA, 1767 nt
Organism: Aspergillus niger
Lineage: Eukaryota; Fungi; Ascomycota; Eurotiomycetes; Eurotiales; Aspergillaceae
Exons: 3
Coding region: 1-1767 (588 amino acids)
Molecular function (GO): oxidoreductase activity, acting on CH-OH group of donors; flavin adenine dinucleotide binding
Source: RefSeq, a predicted model, not a curated record